Strongylocentrotus purpuratus (purple sea urchin) is the source of this 969-nucleotide messenger RNA. RefSeq lists its product as uncharacterized. The transcript is spliced from 5 exons. The coding region runs from base 1 to 969 and encodes 322 amino acids. Lineage: Eukaryota; Metazoa; Echinodermata; Echinoidea; Camarodonta; Strongylocentrotidae. The record is from RefSeq and is a predicted model, not a curated record.
AUGAACAAGCUGAUCCCCGGACGAGAAACACACAAUCCAGAGACGCCAGGAAGUGUGAAAAGCAUCCGCAAACAGGACAUGGUGAACGAACUGAAGGAAUGGAGCUCCACAACAGACAGUGAGAACCAGAUGGUCUUAUUAAGCCUUGCUUUGGAAGACGCAGGAUGUUGUCCAAUCGAUAGGACAUUCUUUACACGUACUUUGUCAUUCUACGAGAUCUGGUGCAUGCUGCACAACACGGAGAGUACAUGUUUGGAUAUAGCGGGGAUUCGUCGUACGUUCCAGGAACUAGGCAUCGAUGUCGAAGGAGACCUCAGCAAACAGCGGGCAUACACAUUGUUCUGCAGCUGGAAGGACAAUACUACCAGGGAACAUCAAACUAUGAUACUUAGGGAUUCAUUAGAGAAAGCAAAGUUUGAGAGAGUUUGGGAUAUGAGUGAACAAAGAGCAAACACGUCUUCAAAGGUAUCUGAGUACCUAUGUGAAAUGAUCAUGCGGAGCAUUGAUGAUCAUCAACUCAAGAAUAGGUUCCUCAACAGGCUGAUCCCCGGACGAGAAACACACAAUCCAGAGACGCCAGGAAGUGUGAAAAGCAUCCGCAAACAGGACAUGGUGAACGAACUGAAGGAAUGGAGCUCCACAACAGACAAUGAGAACCAGGUGGUCUUAUUAAGCAUUGCGUUGGAGGAAGCAGAAUGCCGUCCAGUCGAUAGAACUUUCUUUACAGGGAUGAGAGUAUCCUUUUUUGAGCUCUGGUCAGUGGCUUACGACGGUUCACAGGACAACAUAAUAAAGCUGCAAAGGUUACUUAACACCAUGGGUAUCAACGAUGUGAACCCUACCGAAUAUGGGAUUUAUAAAGGCCUUUGUGAAUGGAGGAACAAGGAACAUGACGACCAGAUGAACCUUCUGAGAGAUGAAUUAUGCGCAGCCAAUUUGACAGACGUAUGGGAGCACAUUUAUGCAUGA